Molecule: messenger RNA, 3582 nt
Organism: Cyprinodon tularosa
Lineage: Eukaryota; Metazoa; Chordata; Actinopteri; Cyprinodontiformes; Cyprinodontidae
Gene: mgat1b
Product: alpha-1,3-mannosyl-glycoprotein 2-beta-N-acetylglucosaminyltransferase b
Exons: 3
Coding region: 764-2287 (507 amino acids)
Biological process (GO): protein N-linked glycosylation
Cellular component (GO): Golgi apparatus
Molecular function (GO): alpha-1,3-mannosylglycoprotein 2-beta-N-acetylglucosaminyltransferase activity
Source: RefSeq, a predicted model, not a curated record
CACCGUGGGCUCCACCAUCGGUCUCACUAACAGACAGAUGUGUUUCGUAUCUCCGACUCUGUUCGGGUCAUUUCGGCUCUAGUCGAGUCAUCAACCCGGAAGUGUAGUGCAGUUCAAUUAUAGAUGAAAUAUGCCGUCAACAUACAUCUGCAGCGCGCGCCUGAGAAACAGCAGGUGGACUAAAAGCUAAAACAGAAAACCAGACAACAAGAACCAUUUUCUUUAAAUUGCUGUUUUUCUGCGUUUGCUUCGGUGAGACUGGACUGAAAAUAAUCGCUAGCAGCAGGAAGCCUGGGAACCCGGACGGACAGUGAUGGUCACUGAGAUGCCAGCGACCCGCGAGCCGCAGUGACCUCCCGGAGACAUGCGGGGUGUCGGAGGCAGGCUGUGGGGAGGGUCUGCUGGGCUGGCUGGCAGUUAGCUCAGCAGCUAGCCUGUCGGGGCUGCGGCUGGAGGUCGAGCAGCAGCAGCAGCAUCCAUCCGCCGCUACAGCAUCAUGGAAACGGAUGACAGUGAAUAGAUGACCUCCAUGCCUCCUGUCAUCUGAAGCGGAGUCGUUUUCCAGCCCGCUCAGGUUUUCAUGGAUUGCAGGAACUCCACAGGAACAUCAUGCCAGUCUCUCUUAAAUCGGCCUGCUGCCCUCUGGAAUCGCUCCUGACAAAUGGACAAAAAAUGAAAUGAAAUAUUAAAACCUGGAGUUGUUGGACUCUCAUUCUGUUGCCAUCAUAAGUUCCCUUCUAGCAUCCUCUGGGGUCUUUAGGCCAUGGUUCGCAAGAAAGGUUCCCUUAUAUUAUGCGGCGCCUUCCUGUUUGUUGCCUGGAACGCUUUGCUCCUGCUUUACCUUUGGGGCCGACCUCCCAUCGGCCAUCUGGGAGAUGGUGGAGGAGCCGAACCGGGUGGGAAUGAGGAGUGGGCCGCGAUCCGGGGGAAAAUGGGUCAGGGCAACCUUGCAGAGGAGAUGAUCCGGCUGGCGGAGGAGGUGGAAGUUCACCUUGAUACCCAGAAGAAGCUCCUGAAGCAGAUAGAAAGUCACAGAGCGGUGUGGGCGCGGAGGAAGGAUGUUGGGAAAAGGGAAAGCAGUCAAAGAGACAUCAAUGAGCCAGCUGCCCACCCGCAGCGUCAGAGGACUCCAGAACCACUCAGAAAGGAUGCCGGGGAGCAAACCCACGCUACGAGGAUUGAUAAGAUGGCUCCAAGCUUAUAUGGAGACAACGAGCAAACCAGUAACACUAAAGUUACGACACCCAGCCCAGAGCCCAUCAUCCCUAUCCUGGUCAUCGCCUGCGACAGAGUCACCGUGAAGCGGAGCCUCGACAGACUCCUUAUGUACCGGCCGUCUGCAGAGCUUUACCCCAUCAUCGUCAGCCAGGACUGCGGCCACGCCGAGACGGCUCGCGUGAUCGCUUCCUACGGAGAGCAAGUCACGCACAUCAAACAACCACAGCUGUCCGACAUCAAGGUCCGGCCAGAGCACAGGAAGUUCCAGGGCUACUACAAAAUCGCCAGGCAUUAUCGAUGGGCGCUUAACCAAGUGUUCAACACCUUCUCCCAGUCUACAGUCGUCAUAGUGGAGGAUGACCUGGAGGUGGCUCCAGACUUUUUUGAGUAUUUCCGGGCCCUGUAUCCCAUCCUGCGCUCCGACCCCAGCCUGUGGUGCGUCUCCGCCUGGAACGAUAACGGCAGAGACGCUCUGAUCGACCCCUCCAAAGCCCAGCUCCUCCACAGGACAGACUUCUUCCCCGGCCUGGGUUGGAUGCUGCUGAAGGAGCUGUGGGACGAACUGGAACCAAAAUGGCCUUCAGCCUUCUGGGACGACUGGAUGCGUCAACCUGAGCAGCGUAAAAACCGCUCCUGCAUACGACCGGAGAUCUCCCGGACCAUCACCUUUGGCAGGAAAGGUGUCAGUUUAGGUCAGUUCUUUGACCAAUACCUUCGCUAUAUUCGGCUGAACACGGAGUUUGUGCCUUUCACCAAACAGGAUCUGUCUUUCUUGCUGAAGGAGAAGUACGAUCCGAUGUUUAUUCGGGAGGUUUAUAGCGCCACAUUGGUGAAGAUGGAAGACCUUCAGCAUGGGGGGAGUCUGAAAGGACCCGGGCCGUACAGGGUGCAGUACUCCAGCAGAGACAGUUUUAAAGUCUUUGCUAGAAAUUUGGGAGUGAUGGACGACUUAAAAUCUGGAGUUCCUCGCACCGGUUACAGAGGCGUAGUCAGCUUCCUGCACCGAGGCCGGAGGGUCUUUUUAGCUCCGCCGGAGGGCUGGACGCAGUACGACUCCAGCUGGAGCUGAGGGUUCUCCAGAAAACGCUGUUAAAGACUAAACCCUCAGACCAAAGAAGAAUUCCUGCAGUGAGGGUAGCGGUGAGACCGCUCAUAAACAGAAAACAAGGCUGUUCACCUGUUACCGACAGGACCGCCACGCAGAGGAGACGCAUUUUAUAAACACUGGUGACGUGCCUUGCUUUCUGGACUCUGUUCUCGUGUUUAAAUGGAAGCCAGAACGUUGCAGAUAUCUGCCGCAGCUCCAGGUGGAAGAAGGAAGUCAUGGAGCGAAACCCGGGAAUUAAAAAGAGGCACGAAGGGUAGAGUCAGAGGGAAACACUUAGGGAGAUUAAACUACUUUAUGUUUUGUUUUUAAAGAAUAUUGAUCCCAUUAAGAUUCAGUGUCGUUGGGAGGAAACGGCAUCACUAAUGAUCCAAACGAGUUUAAUCCACAAUGAGAAGGAAAAACCUCAACCAGGUUAUUAAAGGAAAACAUGCCUUUGAUCUGAAGUUGGUGAGUUUACACUAAUGAUGGGGGGGCAGAAACACUAACUUUCUCUCAUCUAGCAGCACUAAGUUUGGACUAAACCACCUGAGGCCCUCAGUGCUUCACUAAUAAACCAAGUUAGCUGAUAAAUGGAUGUUUCUGAUUCAGAAAGCAGAGAAGGAAAAGUUCCAUCAGCAGGAUCAUAAGGAUCCAGAUGCUUCUGCUCAGUUAGGACAGUCUGACUCCUUUACUGCUCACCCGUUUCUACGGGAAACCACCAGUAGUCUGUCCUUUUCAAUCAGGCUUGUUCCAGCAGGAAAUGCUCCAAAAGAUGCCAGAGACUAAUAACUGCGGCUCAGAAGGUCUAAAAGUGAGCCGCCGCCACGUUAACGACCAAAUUAUGGAGGGAAUCUCCUUCCAUUAUUGUUGCUAGUAAAGAAAAAAUGCAUUCCAGUAAUAAAAUGUAUUGAAGAAAAGUUUAAGCUGGUUUUUCUGAUUUUCUUUUUUUCCCUCCUUAUAAUUAUUCUUAAACAUUUGUUUAUAGAUAUUAUCUUUAUAUAUAUUUUUUUUCAUAUUGUUUUAUGACGUUUUCUUCUGAAAAGGCGUUUUACGGAUCGCAUUCUCUUCCAAUGAGCCCGAUAUGGACGCUCUCUGUCGACCAAUAGAAAUGCUUCCUCAUUUGACCCCAGGAGUAAAGAGGAUGUGUAAAAUCUAUAAAAGGCAGUUUAAAAAGCUCGAAGUGUAAAAAAGAACAGUGAUACAAUGAAGUAAAAUUCUUUUGAAAAAAUGUAAUCUGAGAAAACUACAAAGAUCCAAAAAAAAAAGAAAAAAAAAAA